AUGUGUCCUCGAUGUCAACGGACAUUCCGGGCACGAAUCGGACUUGUUGGACAUCUCCGAACCAACUGCAUCUCUCGAACUGCUCCAGCCAUCGUCCCCCCGCCCGCCUCUUCCUCGUCCUCUCUUCCGCCAACUAACUCUGACACUCCUUCUGCACCACCACUUCCAUCCUCCUCCUUCUCCUCCACUGCCCCAGCGGUGGCCCUUCAGCCUGCCGUCUCACACAUCGCCAACCACGACACAACAAUCGCAACCACCCCCACCCCUCCCGAUUCCAGUGAUGAGGAUCAGGACUACACCUGCCCUCACUGUGACCGCACCUUCACUUCACACAUCGGCCUGGUCGGUCACUUGCGAAUCCAUCGCACAGAGACUGGCGAACCAGUGCCUGGAGCACCAACCUACACUCACCGCACUCGCCUCCACUGCCCACACUGCCCUCGCACCUUCACUCAUCGCAUGGGUCUAUUCGGCCACAUGCGCAUCCACGAGAGCGGAAUUGACCGCAGCCUUGACACACCCACCCCGCCGAGCCCCACUCCCAACCCACCGCCUUGUGCACCCACUAACCACUCCCCAGCCGACAUCUAUGCCACCGACCUUACCAUCCCUCACUCCUCCCCACCCUCCUCCUCUUCCUCCAUCACUGCCACAACGACGGCCGCUUCGGCGUCUGUCGCCCACGACUUCACCACAGCCGAACCUGACACAACAACAGGCACAACCCCUGCAACCUCCAUCAUCCGACGUGAGGGCCAGGGCUACAUCUGCCCUCACUGCGAUCGCACCUUCACUUCACGCAUCGGCCUGGUCGGUCACUUGCGAAUCCAUCGCACAGAGGCUGGCGAACCAGUGCCUGGAGCACCAACCUACACUCACCGCACUCGCCUCCACUGCCCACACUGCCCUCGCACCUUCACUCAUCGCAUGGGUCUAUUCGGCCACAUGCGCAUCCACGAGAGCGGAAUUGACCACAAUUCCGAUACAGGCACGACAUCCAACACAUCCACCACGCCCAGACCCAUCCUCGCUCCACCGUCAUACGUGCCGACCACCACCACCACCGCCACCACCACCAACACCACUGCUUCCUCUACAGCUGACACCGACACCGCCAACCUCUCAUGCCCACAUUGUCCACGCACCUUCACCUCACGCAUCGGCCUGGUUGGUCACUUGCGAAUCCAUCGCACAGAGGCUGGCGAACCAGUGCCUGGAGCACCAACCUACACCAACCGCACUCGCCUUCACUGCCCACACUGCCCUCGCACCUUCACGCAUCGCAUGGGUCUAUUCGGCCACAUGCGCAUCCACGACGACCUGCGGUAG
Messenger RNA from Spirometra erinaceieuropaei, 1329 nucleotides. Lineage: Eukaryota; Metazoa; Platyhelminthes; Cestoda; Diphyllobothriidea; Diphyllobothriidae. The record is from the annotation of a GenBank genome assembly.